AUGUCGAGUUCUUUUGAGAAGUCCGUGAAAGGCGCGACAAAGAUUAAGGCUGCCCCUCCCAAAUCAAAAUACAUCGAACAUAUCUUAAUAGCCACUCAUUCGGGCGAAGCGGGAGUCGCUGAAGUAUUCCGAGCUUUACAAAAUCGUCUGCGAGAUUCGACAUGGACGGUGGUAUUCAAGAGUUUGAUCACAGUCCAUUUGAUGAUCAGAGAAGGGUCUCCGGAUGUAACAUUGGCAUAUCUUGCGCGGCACAGGAACAUGCUAGCAAUAAGCAGUUUCACUGAUGGCAAUACCAUAGAGAUCGUGCUAACAGAGCAUGGCAAAGUGCAAACCCAGGGACGAAAUAUUCGACAUUACACGAACUAUUUGACCGAGCGCGCGAGAUCAUUUCGAGACACAAAAUGCGACUUUGUACGUGGUGCUGAGGGAAGACUGGAGAAGUUAUCGGUGGAGAAAGGGCUGUUGAGAGAGACGGAAUCCGUACAGCAACAGAUCACAUCAUUACUGAAAUGCGAUGUUUUGGAUAACGAACCCGAGAAUGAGAUUACGAUUACAGUCUUCCGGAUGCUAGUAUUGGAUCUUCUGGCUUUGUUUCAUGUUAUAAACCAGGCGAUGAUCAACAUAUUGGGUCACUUCUUUGAGAUGUCAAAACCCGAUGCAGAACGAGCUAUGGAAAUAUACAGAAAUUUUACCAGACAAACGGAUUUUGUUGUUUCAUACCUCAGUGUUGCCCGACAAUAUGAGCACCAAACGCGAGUCGAGGUACCAAAACUCAAGCACGCACCUGUUAACCUUGGAAAGCAGCUAGAGGACUAUUUGAUGGAUCCGGAUUUUGAGGUUAAUAGAAGGCAAUAUCUUGCAGAGCAGGAUUCUAGCAAGGGGGGAAAGAGUGGGACAAAUAAGCCAUUUGCAGUGCCUCCGAAGAACGAAAGCGAUGGUAGGGCCGCAACUGGGCGCUCUUUUUCUGAUGCAGGACAAACAUCUUCUUCGAACGCUACCACACAACCUCCUAAAGCUCCCGCUGCAGAUUUAAUUGACUUUUUCGACUCUAUCGACACACCGCAGCCAAUGGCUACUCAAGUUGGAAUACAACAGCCACCUCAGUUCAACGGAGAUCCUUUCCAAAUGCAGCAGCAACAGCAGUUUCAACAGAAUGGAUUCAUUCAACAACAGUCGGGCUUUCAAGAUCCAGGACAGUUUGCACAACAGCAAGGCUUUAAUAAUGCCUUCAAUAUGCAGCCACAGGUACCUGCACAACAACAACAGCAGCAGCAGCAACAACAACCACAGCCCAUGCAGCCACAUUUCACGGGUGCUGGAUUUGGUGGCUACACUCCUCAACAAGCUUUCCAACCAACAGGUCUCCCAUCCAUCCCACAAGAAUCGACUAUAAAUUUCCAACAACAGGGACAACAACACCUGAAUUUACAAGCUCCUCAGCAGACGAAUCCUUUCCGGCAAUCGAUGACGACGAAUACUACCGGAAUGUCAGGACCUUCCUUCCCGGUAUCACCCCCUAUUACAUCGCCAGUAAUUCGGCAAUCAACAAAUCCUUUUGCCAUGUCAAUUUCACCGCAAUCACAGCCUUAUACACCACCACCUGACCAGCAGUUCCAGCAACAACCAAUGGCAGCUCCUCUCAGGUCGAUGCAAACAGGCACUAAUCCUUUUGCAAAGAAUCUAGCUAUUCAACCAUCAGAACGGCCUCAAACAAGUGGUGGCAACCUUGCGCCACAACCUACUGGAAAUACAAAUCCAUUCCGACAAAGUCAAUUCGUCAAUACGGCUACAGGUAUGGGCUGGCAAAACGCCCAGCAACCGAUAGGAGGUGGUUUAGACCAUAUUCCGACGGUUCCUGUGUUUCCUCGACCUGGGCAACAACAAGCCUGGCAGCAAUAA
Molecule: messenger RNA, 1899 nt
Organism: Sclerotinia borealis F-4128
Lineage: Eukaryota; Fungi; Ascomycota; Leotiomycetes; Helotiales; Sclerotiniaceae
Source: the annotation of a GenBank genome assembly